Molecule: messenger RNA, 3204 nt
Organism: Oncorhynchus keta (chum salmon)
Lineage: Eukaryota; Metazoa; Chordata; Actinopteri; Salmoniformes; Salmonidae
Product: rab5 GDP/GTP exchange factor-like
Exons: 9
Coding region: 290-1804 (504 amino acids)
Biological process (GO): vesicle-mediated transport
Cellular component (GO): cytosol; endocytic vesicle
Molecular function (GO): small GTPase binding; zinc ion binding; guanyl-nucleotide exchange factor activity
Source: RefSeq, a predicted model, not a curated record
UACACUAACUGUAAAUCGCUCUGAAUAAGAACCCCUUAUAAAAUGAAUAACAUUUGAAUAAUUUCCCAUUUGAAGGAAUAUAGUGUUGCACAGGACUGUCUGUAUACCUGAAAUGGUCUCCAGAGCGCGCUAUUGGAUAUCGACUAACGAGGAAGAAGGGUGACUACGUAAACAAACUGGUCUGUCAGACGGGUGGGUAGCAGAUGGUGCCAAUUGGCUGCAUAAAAAACGACAUAUAUCUACACUCAAUAAUCUUUCUGAAAAGCCGUAUCCACGCUAGCCGUGAGGGAUGAGCCACCGGUCAGAACGUCGUGGGAUCCAUGUGGACCAGUCAGAGCUGCUGUGUACGAAGGGAUGUGGUUUCUAUGGCAACACGGCCUGGCAGGGCCUCUGCUCCAAGUGCUGGCGGGAGGAGUACCAACAAACCAGACACAAACAGAUCCAGGAGGACCAUGCACUGGCAGAGAGGUUACAGAAGGAGGAGGAGGCAGCGUAUGCUAACAACCACCAGGGGGCAGCCCAGCCCCAGCCUGCCAUCGCACCCUUCAGCAAGUUUGAAGAGAGGAAAACCAAGGAGAAGUCACGUAAAGUCAACACAAUGACUAAGUUUUUCACUCCCUCAACAAAGACACCGCCCAAGAAAGAAUCCGUCCCUGGCGAGGCCCUGUCGACCCCCAGCCCCUCAGUGAGCCGCAAGCCCUUAGAGACGGACCGCACCACACGAGAGUUCAUCGACUUCCUCAAGACACUGAAACCUGGCAGGGAGAUCUUCAAACAGUGCCGAGCCUUCACAGAGAGCAUGGCCUACAAGAGGGACCUGGGUGCUGAUGAGCUGUCUGAGUGUGUUCAAGACUUCUACCAGAACCUUUCAGAUCGCCUGCACACACACUUCAAAGGGUCGUCCGAGCGCGUAGAGAGUGUGAUGGACGAGGUAGAGAGGUACAUGAUGACACGUCUCUACGAGGAGUUCUUCUGUCCUGAGACCACAGACGAUGAGAAGAAAGACCUGGCCAUUCAAAAGAGAAUCAGUGGGUGGGGGUGGCUGGGUUGCAGGGCCUUGCAUUGGGUCACCAUUGAGAUGCUGUGUGUCCCUGUGGAUGAGGAGAUUCCAGAGGUGUCUGAUAACGUGGUCAAAGCCAUCACAGACGUGAUCGAGAUGGACUCGAAGCGUGUGCCCAGGGACAAGCUGACCUGCAUCACACGCUGCAGUAAGCACAUCUUCAAUGCCAUCAAUACCACCAAGAAGGAGGCGGCAUCUGCUGAUGACUUCCUGCCCACCCUCAUCUACAUCGUCCUGAAGGCCAACCCUCCGCGACUGCAGUCCAACAUCCAGUACAUCACCCGCUUCUGUAACCCUAGCCGCCUCAUGAGCGGAGAAGACGGAUACUACUUUACCAACCUGUGCUGUGCGGUGGCCUUCAUAGAGAAGCUGGAUGGCCAGUCUCUGAACCUGAGCGUUGAGGAGUUUGAGCUCUACAUGUCAGGCCAGGCGUCUCCCCAGCGUCCCCAGGCUGCCACCUCCCCCGCCUGUAGUGCUGCUUUCAGCCAGAUGAACGAGAGUCUGGACCUAUUGACGGGGCUGGGCGUGAGGCAGGAACGCGUCAUGGAGGGGGCUCGCCGCCUGGAGAGUGACCUCAUCGACUGGAGGGAUGGGGUAGAGCACAAAGUGCAGGAUGUGAUGGAGAGGUUCCCCCUGGAAAUGCACCCCACCGCUCCCCCCACCGCCUCUUCUGCCAUAGAUGCUGACAACGUGGAAAACGACCACCUACCUUCUCCUCUCCAACCCCAGUUGUUUGCCGGCUGACCCCCCUUCCUCUUUGGACUUGUUACUCUCUCUCUCCACCAUGGAAAGUGUCUCCUGUCCUUAUGCACAUAUAGGUUCCUUCUAAUGGAUCCAAGAAAUAUAACUCCAACCCUCCCCAUUGUAUGCACACUUAAAAUAGAUGCUUGCAGUCGCCUGAACCCCAGUACUCCGAAAUAGCCAACUUUCUCGGUCUGUCUUCCCCACUGAUUGGUAAGAGGACAAGAUGAAUUGCAGGCAUAUUACCUUCAUCCAUGGUCAUGAAUGAAAGGAGAUGAGGAAAGGAAGCUUUAAGAGUAUUGGGGCACAGAUCAUUGAUCUUUCCCUCCUUUGUCCCCUAUAUUACUCCUCCUGACUGAAUCCAAGUCAGAGUACAGAAGCCCAAGCGAGAGGGAUCUGUUGGGGUCACGUGAGUGUAUGUGACCACGACCAAAUUUCCCCUGAAGAUGUCUAUAAAUAAGUAUGUGUGUGUGUGUGUGUGUGUGUGUGUGUGUGUGUGUGUAGUUUCAUUUCCCUGCCAAACCUGUUCAGUCAUGCGCUUAGUUUGAGGAAGUUAUUUUAUUUUUCUAUUGUUCAGGCUAUAGUCUUCUGAGAGGGGAUAAUGAUCUUUAACCUAUUCAAAUGGCAAGAUUGAUACUGUAGCUCAAAGUUUACAUUUUGUCUGUAAGAAAUACGUGAUUUGCAAUUCAGAAUAUAGGAGAUACUAACAGUCACUUCUCUCUUGUUUGGCCUUGUUUGACUGCUGAACAGCUGCUUCUUCAGAAGAACAGAGAAAGGGUGCAUAUUUAGAAUGGUUAUAUCUAAGAAGAGUACUUUUAGUAAGGUCUUUAUAUUAUUUUACAGUGGUGUAUAUUAUUUGUACAAAUGUAUUGGAGGUAAAUGUUGCCAAACAGAAUAGCCAUAACAAUGUUGAUCUCAGCUCCAUGUAGUAACCAUUCAUUCUGGAUCAGAUGGAUAUAUGAAGGAAGAGUAGACAUUGAGUUGAAUGAGUAGUAUCUUUGAUACAACAGAAAGGUCCAUUUACAUACUACCUAAUAUAUUUUCUGUUCUUUUAUCAUGUUUCAUUUUAUUACAUUUGUAACUAUCAGAACAGUGUACAAAUGCUGGCCAAAUCCUGGUUGCCAAAAUCCAUUCAAUCCAAUUUAAAAACUAACUGAAAUAACUAGGCAUUGGAUAGCACACACCAAUCAAUGAGCAGGUAUUUUUUAAAGGAAUGUUUAAAAAAAAAAGUAUAUAUCUCACACACACACACACACACACAUCUGUACCACCUUGUAGGUUUGUUUUUGUAUGUUGAAGGAGUAACUCAACAUUGUCUUGUAUUUUAAUGUAACUUAUUGAGACCGUUUUGUUUUAUAGUGUCCAUAUGGGUUUGUGUUGAUGAAUAAAAUAACUCAAAAGCU